UACACAGUUAACACAGUUACAUUUUUUCUGAUCAAAAAAAAGUGCCCGACGAAUGUGACAACAAACGCCCAUUAUAAAUUUACCACACGAGCGAUCUGUGGGCAAUCGAAUUUCACCAGCCGAAUUAUAUUGAAGUGGUUCUUGUCCUACAUCCCAAUUAAUGCGAUAACGUCAUAGCCAUCGGAACCUGCUGUAUGGAUGUGCGGAAGAAUGGUACCACGAACCUAGAAAGAGAAAAGUGGUUUAGCUGCGAGCGAUCGGGGAUCGGCAAGUACCAUUAUCGUUUGGUGAUUUAGCCACUAAAGUAGUAACUAGUGUACCGUCGAGUCGUAACAGAACAUUUGUAAAAGUACUGCGGUACGACGCGCAUACUUCUCCAUGAUCCAUUUUCGGCACCAGUUACAUUGGCACCUUUGAUUUGAAAAUAACUUUUUAAGGAUCCUAGUUUGUGUCGUCUAGCUUUUUUCUAAUUCAAGAUUUAAAAUGGCUUCAAUAGUGCAUCAAGCUAUAGAAAACUACAAUGAUUUAUUAUCUAGCGAAAAUGAUACCUUAGUCAACGAAUGGCCUUUAAUGCAAUCGCCAAUACCAGUAGUCCUAAUAGUGAUCCUAUACCUUUACUUUGUAUUAAAUGUUGGUCCGAAAUGGAUGGAGAAGAGGCCCGCCUUCAAACUCAAGUCAGUACUAAUAUUCUAUAACCUGUAUCAGGUGUUGUUCAGCGUGUGGUUGUGCGCUCACGCUUUUAAAGUGAAGAAUCUCGGACCCUAUAUUUUCAGUCACAUGUGUACGAGAUCACAAAAUCCUGAAUUAGAGAAAUUGAUUGUCAAGAGUGCCUGGUGGUAUUUCUUCUCAAAAAUAACAGAAUUACUAGAUACGAUAUUUUUUGUAUUAAGGAAGAAGCAAUCGCAAGUUUCGUUUUUGCACGUGUAUCACCAUUCGGUUAUGGUGAUUGGAACAUGGGCUUACCUAAAAUUCCUUCCAGGAGAACAAGGUUUGCUUAUAGGAUUUUUAAAUUCACUGGUCCACGUUGUCAUGUAUUUCUAUUACUUUUUGGCUGCACUAGGGCCACAAUAUCAGAAAUACUUGUGGUGGAAGAAGUACAUGACCUGGAUGCAACUUACUCAAUUUGGUAUUAUGUUGGUAUACCUGGCCUUUGGAGUAGCAGUAAACUGUGAGAUGCCAAGAGCGUGGACGUACUUCUUCACCACAAAUGUCGUAACGUUUAUGUUCCUGUUCUGGAACUAUUAUAGAAAAGCGUACAAAGGAAAUGUUACCGGAAAGCUGAGCCAAAAGACUGUUUCAAAUAUCAAUGGUGUCAAAAGUUCCAUUGAAGAGUUAUCGAGUAAUGGAGUUCAAAAAAACCAAUGUAGCGAAGAAUUACCAUCGACGGACGUAAACAAAAGAAUAUUUAGUGAUAAGAAGAAAGGCUAAGAUGUCUGAGCGUUAAAUUUAGAUUUUCCUACUAUAGAUUUUUCUAAUUGUUAUUUAUUAGAAUGUUCGAACUAUCUCAAGAUUUUUAUAAGAUCUGUAUUUUCCAGGGUUUAAUUUGUAACUUUGUUUUCUAGGGCAUUUGGUUUAUAAUUAUUUUAAAAUUUUGUGUUCGUAUCGUGUACAAUUAGAAUAAUUUAAAGAUACUGUUGAGGCCGAUGAACAUUUGUAAAUAUUUCUUUAGGCUAUGUUAAAUUGAUAUCUUAUAUGUGACAUUUGAAAAAAUAAAUGUUAAGUUAGUCAUUAAAAUAAGAAA
Sitophilus oryzae (rice weevil) is the source of this 1741-nucleotide messenger RNA. RefSeq names its product elongation of very long chain fatty acids protein-like. Gene Ontology annotation, cellular component: endoplasmic reticulum membrane. Lineage: Eukaryota; Metazoa; Arthropoda; Insecta; Coleoptera; Curculionidae. Gene Ontology annotation, biological process: sphingolipid biosynthetic process; fatty acid elongation, saturated fatty acid; fatty acid elongation, polyunsaturated fatty acid. The transcript has 7 exons. Bases 484 to 1428 code for a protein of 314 amino acids. Gene Ontology annotation, molecular function: fatty acid elongase activity. The record is from RefSeq and is a predicted model, not a curated record.